Molecule: messenger RNA, 1805 nt
Organism: Ornithodoros turicata
Lineage: Eukaryota; Metazoa; Arthropoda; Arachnida; Ixodida; Argasidae
Product: cell division cycle 7-related protein kinase-like
Exons: 10
Coding region: 241-1770 (509 amino acids)
Biological process (GO): mitotic DNA damage checkpoint signaling; protein phosphorylation
Cellular component (GO): nucleus
Molecular function (GO): protein serine/threonine kinase activity; ATP binding
Source: RefSeq, a predicted model, not a curated record
GAGUCAGCGUCAGCUGUGGUGGCAGCACUGCAGCAUGAUCACUCAUCACCACGCAACGCAUUCUUUCUGUUUUUUGCAAGUUCACGUUGAUCGUUGUGGCGGGAGUUUUGUUAUAACUGAGCUUUGAAUGAUGAACAAGUUCACCGUUUGCCAGCCGAAUCGGUACUAGGUUGCACUGCGUCCGAUUACAUUAUGAAGUAGUAGCACAUUUUGAAAUACUCUCUGGAAGUCGACGAAGCAAUGGAAGUGCAGCGAAUGGAACAAGCCACAAAGCAUGGUCUUGAUCACGUCCGCAAGAUACAGUUGCCAUUCAGAAAAACUCAGGUCUGCAAUGCCAGCACAAAAGCACUCGCACAGCCUCAAGUCCCAGGAACAUUGCUGAGCAGCAGUGCAAACGCUAAAAAUGUUACAGACGAAAAGGACGACGAGCCAGUGUUGCUUUAUUCAUACAUUCCUCAAGUUGAGAAGCACUUCAUCUUAGACGGCAAAAUAGGAGAGGGGACUUUCAGUCAUGUAUACAAAGCUCGGCUUAGGACAGGCAAGGAUAUUAGACAGGAGUUUGCCUUAAAGUUCCUCAUACCAACAAGUCACCCAUCCAGAAUAGCGAACGAACUCAAGUGCCUCCGAGACAUAGGCGGUUGCUGCAACGUGAUGGGCAUACUAACUUGCUUCCUGCAUAACGGCCAUGUUGCGAUCGUCAUGCCAUAUUUUCCUCACGAAAAGUUUUCAGAAUACGUGGACCAGCUCUCUACUGCAGAAAUUAAGGAAUAUGUCAGAAAUCUGCUCAUUGCACUCGAAAGGGUGCAUUCAUUUGGCAUCAUUCAUCGCGAUGUCAAGCCCAGCAAUUUCCUGUACAAUAGGAAACUUAAAAAGUUUGCGUUAGUGGACUUUGGCUUGGCACAGAGGCUGGAUGACAAUGAGACGUCAAAAGCCUGUAAUGCCAGGCCUUUUCAACCUCCACCGACUUCUACCACCAUACCAAGGAAAAGGACGCGAACGUUAAAUCAAGAAAAUCAGUGUUCAACACCAAAGAGGCCAUGCUUGCUUGGCAUUCCUGCUGUCAGUCCACUGCACCUGUCCAACUUGCACAACAUACCACCCACUAGCCUUGCAAGUGCUGAGGAAAAGAAGGCUUCACCCGCAGCACUAAGCAACACAGCGUUCAACAAACAGUCGUCACUGCUUUCCUCAUCUCGCCCAAGGGAAACGCCACGUCGUGGAAAAUCAAAGCUAUGUUGCUGCUUCGGUAGAAAUGAGGUGUGCAACAUCUGCCUAUCUAGAGCUGCCGAAGUGGCCCCAAGGGCUGGUACACCAGGGUUUAGAGCUCCUGAGGUCCUCAUGAAGUACAAAAACCAAACUACAGCAAUAGACGUGUGGUCGGCUGGUGUGAUCCUGCUUUCACUCCUGAGCGGACGCUAUCCCUUCUUCCGGGCCCAAGAUGACCUAACUGCUCUUGCAGAGAUAAUCACCAUCAUGGGCAGCACCGCUGUGCAAAAUGCAGCUCAGAAAAUGGGGAAGAGGCUGACGCUGAGCCACCAAAAACCGGCCCUUGACCUGAAGACCCUUUGUGAAAAGCUAAGAGGAAUCCAUGGUCAGAGUGCACAGCUGGUGCACAAGGAUAACGAAGAAGCUGCUCGACAACGGGAGGUUACCUUCCCGCACCCAGACAGUGCUUGUGACCUUCUGGGGAGAUUACUGGAUCCUAAUCCAUUUGUACGCAUUACAGCUACAGAAGCACUGGACCACGCAUUUCUGAAGGAAAUUUUGUAACGUUGGCAAUGCCAUAAUAAAUGGGUUUGUUAACA